Molecule: messenger RNA, 1131 nt
Organism: Pseudomassariella vexata
Lineage: Eukaryota; Fungi; Ascomycota; Sordariomycetes; Amphisphaeriales; Pseudomassariaceae
Exons: 1
Coding region: 1-1131 (376 amino acids)
Source: RefSeq, a predicted model, not a curated record
AUGGACGUUGCCUACAAACAACACUCGAGUCAAUCGCGGCGCAAGAACCGCUCAACCACCAAUCUUAAUCACCUGUCCCUAGCCCCCCUCACGUCCAAAUUGCCUCUGACCGACCCCGAAGACCUGCCUGACGGCGAAGUUGUAACUUCGCCCCUUCACCACAAUGUUUCUUAUCUCCAGGGCAAGUCAGCCCCUACAACCCCAAGGCUCCUGUCGUCCCUGUCGCCGGCCGAGGCUAGGUCACGCAGUAGGAGAUCAUCCAUGACGGGCACGUUGCCAAACCUCCUACCCAAGAGCAAGUCCGCCGUUCACUUGAGUGUUUGCACCGACGGGCGACAUGCUGUGGCGGGUGUUCUCUCGCCCACCUCGCGACGCCGCAAGGAUGAUCACGGCUCCCUGAGCGCCAAAGACAGUAAUGACAAUGAUUGGAUGCUGCGGACGGGCGCCCUCAUCAGUAUCGAGACGCGUGAAUCCAAGGGGCAGGCCUGGCUUGUCUCGCGAAGCAGCGCCACCAGUCUUACCGGGCUGCGUGACGCAGAAGAGGAGGCAAUCGAGCGUGAACUAGCCAGAGAGAAAGAGUUGGCGAGCCGACGUGGCAGCCGCCGUGGUAGUAUGAAUGGCGGCGAUGAUGCCGUCACUUCUCCGAGCAGCCGCCGGGGGAGUCGCUCACAUAGCCGAGUUUGCAGCAAGAGUGUAUUGAGGACAUCAUUGGAGCGACAAUCAGAUGAGGGCUACUUUAACCAAGACCAUAUGGAUGUCGAGUAUAUGCAGGGUCCAGAUUUCGUUAGUCUUGACGAAAAGCUCGAGGCUCUUGAGGUGGACACCACUCAGUCCGAUGAGGCGGCAGUCCGAAGGCUAGUGAAGCGAGAAAGUGCCGGCACGGGAUCUUGGAUGGGUAAUCUCAUUGGCUUCUCGUUGUUCUCUGUUGAAGAGCAUGAGGAAGAGUCGGACACGGCAGACGGCGAGCUGUCCGAUGGAGAAGAUUGCCAAUUGAUGCGCAGUGUGAGUGCAAGGCAUCUUCACGGCAUGUCGACCCCACAAGAGCCACAAAUCCCACCUCCAAAAGCAGAUGAAGGUGGCUGGCAAGAUGCUGCUUGGCUGCUCAGCGUGGCUUCUAAGGUGUUGUUGUAA